This is a messenger RNA of Sorex fumeus (smoky shrew), 2717 nucleotides long. RefSeq names its product nexilin F-actin binding protein (gene NEXN). Gene Ontology annotation, biological process: mitochondrial fusion. Lineage: Eukaryota; Metazoa; Chordata; Mammalia; Eulipotyphla; Soricidae. The transcript has 13 exons. The coding region runs from base 314 to 2341 and encodes 675 amino acids. The record is from RefSeq and is a predicted model, not a curated record.
CCCUGCACCCCUCUCCCGGCGACACGGCGGAGGUGGGGGCGGGGGCCUGGCUCAGCGCUCUGGAACAGCUGCAGCCGCUCCGGGCCCGCCUGGAAUGCGGGAACCGGCUGCGCACCAGGACUUUUAUGGAAACUUGCUGGGGGAGACGGCGGCGGCCACAGCAGCCAGACGCUCCCGGCGGCCGCGCAGCAGCCAGACCCCGGCCCGCUUCGGGCGCGCCCCGCGCAGCCACCGUCGUCGCUCACCGCAGGCUCCCGGCCGGUGAAAAAAUAUACAACAUUUUAUAAUCAUCUGAAGAUCUCACAGAGCAAACAUGAAUGAUAUUUCCCAGAAGGCUGAGAUUCUGCUUUCCUCAUCUAAACCUGUCCCAAAAACCUAUGUGCCAAAACUUGGCAAAGGUGAUGUAAAGGAUAAGUUUGAAGCCAUGCAGAAAGCCAGGGAAGAAAGAAAUCAAAGGAGAUCUAGAGAUGAAAAGCAAAGAAGAAAAGAACAAUUUAUUAGAGAGAGAGAAUGGAACAGGAGAAAGCAGGAGAUUAAAGAAAUGCUUGCAUCUGAUGAUGAGGAAGAAGGAUCAUCUAAAGUGGAAAAGGCUUAUGUCCCAAAGCUAACAGGUACUGUCAAAGGUAGAUUUGCCGAAAUGGAAAAACAAAGACAAGAAGAACAAAGGAAAAGAACAGAGGAAGAGCGAAAACGCAGAAUUGAGCAGGACAUGUUAGAAAAGAGGAAGAUACAGCGUGAAUUAGCCAAAAGGGCGGAGCAGAUUGAGGACAUAAACAAUACGGGGACUGAAUCAGCAUCAGAGGAAGGAGAUGAUUCACUACUUAUAACAGUGGUACCUGUAAAAUCACACAAAAUAUCUGGAAAAACAAAAAUGAAUUUUGGAGAUCCAGAAAAAGAACAAGAAGAAAAAGAAAGGGCCAAAGAUGAAGAAGAUGAGAGAAUAAGAUAUGAAGAACAGCGACGAUCUCUCAAGGAAGCAAAAUGUCUUUCAUUGGUCAUGGAUGAUGAACUAGAGAGCGAGGCAAAAAGAGAAUCACUCUCUCCUGGAAAACUGAAACUAACUUUUGAAGAAUUAGAAAAACAAAGGCAAGAAAAUCGAAGAAAGCAAGCUGAAGAGGAAGCAAGACAACGCUUAGAAGAAGAGAAGCGUUCUUUUGAAGAAGCAAGGCGCCAAAUGGUAAAUGAAGAGGAGGAAAACCAAGAAACAGAAAACAUUUUUAAAGGAUACCGUCCUGGUAAGCUCAAGCUUAGUUUUGAGGAAAUAGAAAGACAAAGGAGAGAAGAAGAAAAGAGGAGAGCAGAAGAAGAAGCCAGAAGGAGAAUAGAGGAAGAAAAGAAGGCAUUUGCUGAAGCAAGGAGAAGCAUGAUUGUAGAUGAUGAUGCCCCAGAGAUGUACAAAACAAUCUCUCAAGAAUCUCUUACACCUGGAAAACUGGAAAUCAAUUUUGAAGAAUUAUUAAAACAAAAAAUGGAAGAGGAAAAAAGACGAACAGAGGAGGAACGCAAGCAUAAGUUAGAGCUGGAAAAACAGGAAUUUGAACAGUUGAGACAAGAAAUGGGAGAGGAAGAAGAAGAAAAUGAAACAUUUGAACUAAGCAGGGAAUAUGAAGAAUUAAUCAAACUGAAAAGGAGUGGGUCUAUUCAAGCUAAAAAUCUGAAAAGCAAGUUUGAAAAAAUUGGACAGUUGUCUGAAAAAGAAAUACAGAAAAAGAUAGAAGAAGAACGAGCGAGGAGGAGAGCGAUUGACCUUGAAAUUAGAGAGCGAGAGGCAGAAAACUUCCAUGAGGAUGAAGAUGUUGAUAUCAAGCCUGCAAAGAAAAGUGAGGCUCCGUUUACUCACAAAGUAAAUAUGAAAGCUAGAUUUGAACGUAUGGCUAAGGCAAGAGAAGAGGAGGAACAAAGAAGAAUUGAAGAACAAAAGUUACUGCGGAUGCAGUUUGAACAAAAAGAAAUUGAUGCAGCACUACAAAAGAAAAGAGAAGAGGAAGAGGAGGAAGAAAGUAGCAUCAUGAAUGGUUCCACUACUGAAGAUGAAGAACAAACAAGAUCAGGAGCCCCAUGGUUCAAGAAGUCUCUAAAAAACACAUCGGUUGUAGAUAGUGAGCCAGUUCGAUUUACUGUUAAAGUAACAGGAGAACCUAAACCUGAAAUUACAUGGUGGUUUGAAGGAGAAAUACUGCAGGAUGGAGAAGACUAUCAAUAUAUUGAAAGAGGGGAAACUUACUGCCUCUAUUUACCAGAAACUUUCCCAGAAGAUGAAGGAGAGUAUAUGUGUAAAGCAGUCAACAAUAAAGGCUCUGCAGCUAGUACCUGUAUUCUUACCAUUGAAAGUAAGAAUUAAUCAUUAUUAAUCUUAAACUUUUGUUCUAUUUAUUCUACUUUCUUUUAAAAAGUUACUUUUCCUUUCUCUUUUUUAGCUGACUACUAGGCUCCCCUUCUCUCUCCAACUUUCUUACUACAUCUAUUUUUUUCCUAUGGCGGGGCUAAAAAACGAAGCCAGAAGUGCCACUGUGUUGCCUUCUUUUCCUUUUCCUAAGUCUUCAAGUACUCGUCAUCUGAAGACUGCCUUCUUGCUUUCCAAAGAGCACCAGAACCAUCACCAUGGGCAGUAAAAUUUAAUGUGCAUUUAAAAGGGGAAAGUGGGACAUCAAUUCAUUGUAUCAGAACGUACGAGAAAGGCUGUGUGUUUUUCCUGCAACUUUACAGAAAUCGUGUUU